This is a messenger RNA of Effrenium voratum, 669 nucleotides long. NCBI's taxonomy places the organism in Eukaryota, Dinophyceae, Suessiales, Symbiodiniaceae. The record is from the annotation of a GenBank genome assembly.
AGCCACGCAGAUCACUUGCGCGUCGCGGGUGCUCAUGGCUUUUGAUUCCCAUGUCGCAGCCGGAGCUGCUGGUGGUGGGCGGCGGCCUCAGCGGCCUCUGCUGCGCCCUGGCCGCCGCCCGCGAUAGGAACGGAACCCGCCGGGUGCGGCUCUUCGAGGCGGAGCGGUGCCUCGCCGGGGAGGGCGGCCGGGCUGAGGCGGACCGCGCGGCGGAGACGCCGCUGCGCGCCGAAGGCGACGGGGAGGACGAGACCUCAAAGGAGGCCUUGCGCUGGCUGGAGGAAGUGCUGGGCGAGGAGCUGCAGGACAGUGACGAAUCCUCGACCCCAGUGGGUGUGGAGGUUCUGCGGCGCCUGACUUCGCUGGUGCGAAGCCACCCGGAGGUGGAGGUGCUGACAGAGGCGCUGGUCACUAGGCUGUGGUCCGGCGGCUGCGGCUUUGAGCGCCACGGAGAGGAGCUGAAGGCGGAGGGCCCAGUGGUGCUGUGCUGCGGCGGCCUUUUGGGGCAUCGGGGUCCCGGGUCCCUGUUGGCGCGGCUGCGGCCCGACCUGCUGCAUUUGCCCGUGGCCACUCUGGCCGGCGCUGCGGGCGCCGUCCUGGCGCCGGCGGUUUUUGCGCUGGGCGCGGCGGUGGCGAGUGGGCGGGUGGCGCUGCAUGCCACGGCGGAGG